GAAAGAAUAGAUCAUCAUCAUUAUUAUUACUAGUGGUAGUAGUGGUGGUGGUGGUGGUCGGGGUUGAGCAUUCUUCAACGAAACAGUCAUUCUUAUGGAAAACCAAAAUGAACAAAGUGAGUGGGAAACAAACUUGGAACAACCUAUAAAAGAGAAUAGAGAGUUACAGGAAGCAGACAGAAACGAAGAAAACAAUGACAACAACGUCAGAAAACCAACUUUCCAAACCCCAAAGACUAUUGAAGCAGAACAAAAGAUACACGCAGAUCCGUGGGAUACGGAUGCUUGGGUUACCUUGUUCAUGGAAGCACAGAACCAACCCAUUGAAGUAGCAAGGUCAACGUAUAAACUGUUUUUAUCCCAGUUUCCAACCGCUGGACGUUAUUGGAAGUUGUACAUCGAACACGAGUGGAAACAAGGAAAUGAGGAAGUGGUAGAGGACACCUUUCAAAAGGCUUUAUUAACUUGUCACCAUAUUGACUUGUGGAAGACAUAUACUGACUAUAUAAGGAGUAGGAAAUCCAGAACGGAAGCAACGGAAGCGUACGAGUUUGCUUUGAAGCAUCUUGGACUGGAUAUUCAAAUUAAUCAUUUGUGGAACGACUAUAUAGUUUUUAUUCAAGAAUGGGAGCCUCGAAACGCACAAGAAGAGAACACCAAAAGAGACCAACUUCGCUCUGCCUAUCAAAGAGCGUUACAAACGCCGAUGUACAACUUGGACAACUUUUGGAAAGAAUAUGAAAACUUUGAAAACUCUUUAAAUAGGACACUUGCCAAAGGCUUAUUAUCGGAAUAUCAACCAUUGUAUUCUGCUGCAAGAGCAGAGUUUCGUGCUCGUAAGAACCGUAGAGAAGGACUCUUGUUGAAUGUUUUGGCUUGUCCACCUUCUCCUAAGAUGGAAGAACAAGUGCGUUUAUGGAGAAAGUAUAUUGAAGGAGAAAAGUCCAAUCCCCACAAGUUGGAAACUGAAGAAUUGCAUAAACGUGUUGUUGCCGCAUAUGAGCAGGCAAUCAUAUGUUUGUAUAGAUAUCCCGAUUUAUGGCUGGAAAUUUAUUUUUAUCACGUCCAAAGAAGAGAUUUGGACACUGCGAAAGAAUAUUUAUAUCGAGGAAUUCAAGCUUGUCCAGAAUGUGCCAUGUUAUACUUUUGUUUAGCUGAUUUGGAGGAAUCUAUGAAAAAUUUUUCCAUUGUUGAGUCACUUUAUGAGGAACUUUUGAAAUUAUCGCCAUCUUCUUUGGUAUAUAUUCAGUAUAUGCAAUUUUUGAGACGAGUGAAAGGAAUUGAUGCCAGUCGCAAGUUGUUUCUAAGAGCUAGAAAGGAAAUUUCUGACUAUCAUUUGUACAUUGCUGCAGCAGAAUUAGAAUAUUAUCGAAAUAAGAAUUUGGAUGCUGCUUUAAAUAUAUUUGAGUUGGGACUCAAGUCUUUUCCUCAAGUCUUGGAUUUUGCACUUGAGUUUAUUGCAUUUCUAUGGAUGUUGGGGGAUGAAACCAAUCUCCAAGCGUUGUUUGAGAGGUUAUUAUUGGAAUAUCCUGUUGAAGACAGUCCAGUCAUUUGGGAUAAGUAUUGUCAAUUUGCUCAAAGUUUCUUUGGUUUAGAGAAGCGAAGAGAAAUUGAAAUGAGACGUUUAGAAGCCAUCGGAGGAGGUGAAAAAUUCUUAUUGGAAUCUGCUUUAUCCUACUAUUCUUUCCGCGACGUGAAUGGUUGGACAUCGUCUGAUCUGCUCUAUAUUGGAGAUAGUUUAAACAGUCGACAAUCCAUUCAUACUGUCUCAUCUCUAGAACCGAAGUCUACUAAAAGUACAACCAAACGUAAUCGGACGAGUAUAGAUUCGAAAAGAACCGAAUCCAAUUUUUCUUCUCAUUGGGGAGGCAAUUCUGGUAGUCUGUUGGAGAGUUUACAAGCUUUGAUGAAUAUGUUUCCUUUUGCUUCGGAUAUUAUUCCCGAUGUAAAUUAUGUAUUGAAUCUUGUAGUAUGCACACCAGACAAUGUACAAGGCAUUCCCAAUAUUCAGAACGAAAAGUCACGAGGAGAGAAAAGAAAGAAUACAAGUGAUUGGAGCAAAGGAAUGAAUCCCAAUUCGUUAUCACCUCCACAUCGGAUGAAUGGAAUGUCCACUGAGGAAGAAGAAGUGGAAGAGAAUGCCCCAACUUACAACGUUCCUUCAGAUAAUCAAAGGUUACCUACCAGAGAUAUAUUUCGUGUUCGACAAGCACAGAGACAAGCAAAGUCCACUUGAUGAUAUUUGUAUUGAGCCAUUUUUUUAGAUGAU
Molecule: messenger RNA, 2269 nt
Organism: Galdieria sulphuraria
Lineage: Eukaryota; Rhodophyta; Bangiophyceae; Galdieriales; Galdieriaceae
Product: cleavage stimulation factor subunit 3
Exons: 2
Coding region: 95-2236 (713 amino acids)
Biological process (GO): mRNA 3'-end processing
Cellular component (GO): nucleus
Molecular function (GO): protein binding; mRNA binding
Source: RefSeq, a predicted model, not a curated record